AUGAAGUUUGUUACUCAAUUGUCAACAACUGAACUUGAUCCUCCCAACAUCGGUAUGACGCAGUUGUUUGUGACCAUGGUGGUGGGGCUCCUGGCUGUGACCUGCCUCGCCAAGCAAGAAGGGCAUGGUGGUGGCGGCGGUGGCGAAGGUGAUGGCGGCGGGUAUGGUGGUGGCGGUGGUGGUGGCCAUGGAGGUGGUAGCGGAGGCGGACAUGACGGCUCCAGCGGCGGCGGUGGCGGGUAUGGCAGCUACAGCGGCGGCGGUGGUGGGUAUGGCGGCUCCAGCGGCGGUGAUCGCUCUCCUGACAUCACUUACCAAGUGUGGUGUAAGAGUAAAUAA
Molecule: messenger RNA, 339 nt
Organism: Homarus americanus (American lobster)
Lineage: Eukaryota; Metazoa; Arthropoda; Malacostraca; Decapoda; Nephropidae
Product: glycine-rich RNA-binding protein 3, mitochondrial-like
Exons: 4
Coding region: 1-339 (112 amino acids)
Source: RefSeq, a predicted model, not a curated record